This is a messenger RNA of Pristis pectinata (smalltooth sawfish), 6556 nucleotides long. It is a transcript of the gene kdm2bb, whose product is annotated as lysine-specific demethylase 2B. The record is from RefSeq and is a predicted model, not a curated record. Gene Ontology annotation, molecular function: zinc ion binding; DNA binding; protein binding. Gene Ontology annotation, biological process: regulation of transcription by RNA polymerase II; protein demethylation. The transcript has 23 exons. Lineage: Eukaryota; Metazoa; Chordata; Chondrichthyes; Rhinopristiformes; Pristidae. The coding region runs from base 301 to 4011 and encodes 1236 amino acids.
GUUUUGCAUAUAAACGGCUCCAGAACCUGGUAGUGGCGGGGGUGGACUUUUUUUUAAUUCUAUUUUCGCCCCCAUCCAACACAACACACUAACCUCCCAUUGCAGUUCUCAUAUCAGAAGGAAAUCGACCCGAUAUCGAAUGACUGCGGGAAGAGGUGGUGGAAGAGAGCAUGGCAGUACUGGGUGAGGAAUCGUGAGGCCCCGAAGGAAAUCAUUGUGGGAAGCUCUUAACGUGUUCAUCGCACAUUUUGUAGAAGGCGGUAUGACAAUGAGGACCUCUCAGACGAUGACAUAGCCAGCAUGAGGACUUUUGAUGUGGAGGAAAAGCUUAGUAGUGACUCAUACAGUUCAAGUUACGUGCACUUUAUGAAAGGAAAAGAUUUUACCCUUGAAUAUGUGCAGAGAGAGACUAUCAAGGUCCCCAUUAUCUUCAGGGACAAAGAUGGUCUAGGAAUCAAAACACCAGAUACCGAUUUCAGCAUUAGGGAUGUAAAACUCUUCGUUGGGAGUCGUCGUAUUGUUGAUGUUAUGGAUGUGAAUACACAGAAGGGGAUUGAAAUGAGUAUGUCGCAAUGGGUCAAAUACUACGAGACACCAGAAGUUGAAAGGGAGAAGCUCUACAAUGUCAUAAGCCUGGAAUUCAGUCACACAAAACUCGAGAACCUGGUCAAGCGGCCUGAUGUGGUGGAUUUGGUGGACUGGGUAGACAAUAUGUGGCCACGGCACUUAAAGGAAAAGCAGCUGGACUCCACAAAUGCAAUUGCAGAGAUGAAAUAUCCCAAAGUUCAGAAGUACUGCUUAAUGAGCGUCAAAGGUUGUUAUACCGACUUUCACAUCGAUUUUGGUGGCACUUCAGUCUGGUAUCACGUUCUUCGAGGAGGGAAGGUAUUUUGGUUAGUUCCACCCACAUCGCACAAUCUGGAGAUUUAUGAAGAGUGGGUUCUGUCAGGAAAGCAAGGUGAUAUCUUCCUUGGGGAUAGAGUGGAUGGAUGCCAGCGAAUUGAGUUGAAACAAGGAUAUACCUUUCUGAUCCCAUCAGGAUGGAUCCAUGCAGUGUACACACCAGUAGACACAUUGGUUUUUGGUGGAAAUUUCCUGCACAGCUUUAAUAUUCCCAUGCAGCUUUAUAUUUAUGGGAUUGAGGAUCGAACUCGGGUUAAUGCCAAGUUCCGUUAUCCUUUCUACUAUGAAAUGUGCUGGUAUGUCCUGGAAAGAUAUGUGUUCUGUUUGACAAAACGGUCUCAUCUCACCAAACAGUACCAGAGGGAAUCGAUGUUAAUUGAUACAGAGAAGAAACCAAAUACAGAGAGCCCUUCAUCAGAUUCCCGACUCGACAUGGAUGAAGAAUCUUCUGAUAUGCAUGUCAAGGAGGAGAAAGAUGAGACAAAAGAUAAAAUGAGCACUCAAAACAUGAAGGGAUUUGGUGAUGAUUCGCCUUCUCCAGAUAGUGCACAUUCAGAAGGAAAUGAAAGUACUGGAAAGACACAGAAACUGACGAGGCAUUUAAAGCGGACUUUAUCCAAUGACUCAAAUGACAGUACAAAGUCACCAAUGCCGACAGACUGUCCAAAGACCCCAAGUGGAUCUCCUGACCCUUCUCAGCCAGUGUCUGAGGGGUCUAACAAAUGGAUUCACCUUACAGAGUUUGAGCUGAAAGGGUUAAAGGCACUUGUGGAAAAACUAGAAUCCUUACCGGAGAAUAAGAAAUGUGUCCCCGAGGGGAUAGAAGAUCCGUAUGCCCUCCUGGAAGAUAUGAAGACUGUGCUGGAGGAACAUGCUAAUGAUGAUCAAAAAUUGGCUAUUACUGGGGUCCCAAUUGUAACAUGGCCAAAAAAGACAGUGAAGCAUAGGACAGUAGGGCGACCAAAAGGAAAGCUUGGAACCUCUGCAGCUGUGAAGCUUGCUGCUAACAGAGCUACAGCUGGAGCACGUAGGAGGAGAACAAGAUGUCGGAAGUGCGAGGCAUGUUUAAGAACCGAAUGUGGCAAAUGCCAUUUCUGCAAGGAUAUGAAGAAGUUUGGAGGACCAGGGAGAAUGAAACAAUCCUGUAUCAUGAGACAGUGCAUUGCACCAGUCCUGCCACACACAGCGGUCUGUCUUAUCUGUGGAGAAGCAGGAAAAGAGGACACUGUGGAAGAAGAGGAGGCAAAAUUCAAUUUCAUGCUGAUGGAAUGCUCAAUUUGUAAUGAAAUUGUGCAUCCUGGCUGCUUAAAGCUACAGGAUGGAGAUGGAGUUGUUAAUGAAGAGUUGCCAAACUGCUGGGAAUGUCCAAAGUGCAACCAUGAGGGUAAAACAGGGAAAGUCUAUAAGCAGAAAAGAGGGCCAGGAUUUAAGUAUGCCUCCAACCUCCCAGGUUCGCUACUAAAAGAGCAGAGACAGAACAAAGAGCACAAGGACAACAUGGAAACAGUCAAGAAAAAGGGUGACCGAGAGGAAAAUUCCAAACGGAAAUCAGAGGAACUUUCCAAGAAACAAUCCGAUGACUCUGCUCCCAGGAGGAAAUCUGAGGAUGGGCUUGUGAUGCGGAAGCGACGAAUCGUUGAUAGAUCAUCAGAGUCAGUUGUCAGAAAAAAGCAGUUUAAGAUUGGAAGGGAAGAAAAGCUGUUAAGGAGAAAGAAAAGAGCCUUGCAUCCAACCGAAGACCACAUGACACCUGUCAAAUUACUGCGAACUAUCAAACAAGAACCAGAGGAUGAUCCACCUGAGACACCUCAGAAAACAAAGGAAAGUGACCAAUCUCGGUCGAGCUCUCCAAGAGCUGGUCCUAGCACUGAAAGUGCAGAAUCCAAGGAGAAGAAAAGCGAGAGAUUUAAAGAUAAACGCAAAAAGCGAUUGCACAAUAAAGAACUCAGUAAAGAGUUAAGCAAAGAACUCAAUCAGGAAAUUCAUAAAACUGAGAGCAGCCUAGCAAAUGAGAAUCACCAACCUAUUAAAUCUGAAGGAGACAGUGAAAAAGUGGAAAAGCCUAAACGACUGCUGGUAAGCAGUGAACGACUGCACAAGUUAAAUGGAACUCCUCGGUUUCGACACCAGCUUACAACGAGUUUAAGGCGGGCUCCAAGGGUUAUUACCCGACCACCACCUUCAGUGUCCCCAACGAAAUCCAUUCAAAUGGAACGACACGUGGUGCGACCUCCACCUGUCAGCCCACCCCCGGACUCAUUGCCCCUCGAUGAUGGCGAAGACCACGUGAUGCAAAGGGAGGUGUGGAUGGCUGUAUUCGGCUAUCUCAGUCGCAAAGAUUUGUGUGUUUGCAUGAGAGUCUGUAAAACCUGGAAUAGAUGGUGCUGUGACAAGAGGUUGUGGACCAAGAUUGACUUGGGCCGAUGUAAGUCAAUCACACCUCUGAUGUUGAGUGGAAUCAUUAGGAGGCAACCUGUAACGCUUGACCUGAGCUGGACAAAUAUAUCGAAAAAGCAGUUGACUUGGCUAAUCAACAGGCUGCCAGGUCUUAAGGACUUGAUUGUCUCUGGCUGCUCCUGGGCAGCAAUAUCGGCACUUUGCAGCUCUAGUUGCCCCUUGCUCAGAACCAUAGAUCUCAGAUGGGUGGAAGGAUUAAAAGAUGCUCAAAUGAGAGAUAUGCUUUCACCUCCAACUGACAACAGACCAGGCCAGAUUGACAAUCGCAGCAAAUUACGUAAUGUGACAGAUCUUCACUUGGCUGGCCUGGAUAUUACAGAUACAACACUCCGACUUAUUAUUAGGCACAUGCCGAUGCUUUCCAAACUAGAUCUUAGUUACUGUAAUCAUCUGACAGACCAAUCAAUUAAUCUAUUAACAGCAGUUGGCACAACAACAAGAGAUUCCCUAACAGAAAUCAAUCUAUCAGUUUGCAAUAAAGUCACUGACCAGUGCCUAACCUAUUUCAAACGCUGUGGCAACAUCUGCCGAAUAGAUCUCCGUUACUGCAAGCAGGUAACGAAGGAAGGUUGUGAACAAUUCAUAGCAGAGAUGUCUGUUAGCGUUCAGUUCAAUUUGUCAGAGGAGAAACUGUUACAAAAACUUAGUUAACUAAACAGAGAGAGAAACUGGACACCAAAACAAAAAGGACAUUUAAUUUCAUCAGAUUUAAUUAUGACCAGCUUCUUGUUAUUGCCACCAGACAAAUGGACAAGGAUGAAUUGUGCAAAGGACAGAAAUUUAAGGGCAGCAAUGUAAGCUACUUACCCGAACAAAAAUGUUUCUACGUGUGAAAAUCACUCGAAUUUGGAUUUAUUUCAUAAGUUUUAAUAAUGUAUAAAAAGACACUGAUGCACAAGUGUUUUUACUUGGUACGUAUAAACAUGUGGCAAGAAGAAUAUUGAUAAAACUAAGAGUUUUGUGCACGUUUUACAACUAAGGCAUGUGCAUUGUAAAUUUUAAUGUGUUCUUUUUAAAAAUGCCAUCUUUAAAAAGGUAUCUUAUAGAUACAUCUGACCACACAUUGGGAUCACUUUGACCAUGUUAUAAAUAUUGUUCUGUUUUGUUACACUCUACACAUCAUACAUUAUGCAGAAAUAUUUUUGUACAGAAAUUACUUUAUUGAGAGUAAUGUGGAAAUUUCAAUGGUAACAUUAUUACUUAUAUACAAUUGAAAUGCAAUUUAUUUCAGAUUUCCCUAUUUGUUACUUGUGGUUUAAUCUCUGUAUAGUUCCACAUGUUCCACGUGGAAUGAUCUUUGUGACAUUUGUAUGUGCCAUCAUUGCAUGCCUUUAAGGCAAUCAGCUUAGCAGUAAUAACACUGUAAAGUAAUGAGAUGUUGGUUUUCCACCAAAUGUUGUUGCCAUUUUGUCAUUGCUGAAUUUGUAUAAAACUUUUGUCUUCAAUACUGAACAAUUGGUAAAUUCAUGGGGAGCAGCAUUUUGAAUGCUGUAUAGUACAUAAGCCUUUAACAAUUUUCAACAGUUUCCAUCCCUAUUUUAAAUCAGCAAGUCAGUAAGCAUUGAAAGGAGAUGGAAAUGAAAGUUCAUGUAAUAAGAAUUCCUAUUGUGGCCACUUAAAGCUGAAAUAUUUUUACCUAUGGAUCAGAUUGAUCAGCAUAAAAAUUCUAUAGAACAGGACAUCCAUACUUGCUUCAAACAAAAAGCAGGUUGAACCUCCCUUGAAAAAUGUUUGAAGUAGUAAGUGAGGUGCUCUUUGCAGCCAGUUCUGAAGAGGCUGAGGUUUGCAAUUGUGUGGCAAUAUCAGUAACAUUGAAGAUUCAUAUACAUUGUGAUAAAUUGUAAUAAUACAAUGGAGACAUUGUAUUGGGGGAAAACAACAAAGAACAGAUGAAACCAAUAUGAAACUGCAGUUAUCCAAUGUAUAGAUUUCUUGAUCAGAAAGUACUUUGUUCAAAUACUGUAGUCUGUACCCACUGUAAUCAGGGUAGAUAGUAAAGCAAUGGUGGUUUUGAUAUGAUGACUACUACUUCAAUUAAAGUUUGAGAGCUGGAUCUAAAUUAAUUUAAUGGAAGUGAUCAGUGAGGACAAGAAUGUUUCCAAGGUACAAUAUAUAGCCACCUACUGCACUCUCCAUAAUGUUCCUGUUCUGUACGAAUGGCAAAAAUGUUUAAAAUUAGGUGGCAUAGUUCUAGUGAAGGCCAAGCAUUCAGAAUGCAGGAUUCAACUGAUUGUGACCAUUGGAAGAAAAGUGAUGGAUAUUAUUUGGCAGAUAACAAAUUUUUCAUAAAAUAAAGCUUUCCCUUUGAAAUGUUCUAUUUCUUAGUACAGCUGCUAUGCCAUCUUAAAAUUACAUCAUAGUGCAGUCAAUGUAAAAAAGGUUUUACUGUAAUUACUAAACAUAACAGGAGUACUCAAUGUUUCUAGAUCAAUUUUGCACCAUUUUUAGAUCCAUGUAGAAGCCAACAUUUCUGUGCACAUAUUGCACUCAGCCAUUGAUGUCAAAUAAGCACUUUUUGACAUUGCUUGCAUAUAAUUCUGCUGUUGGAACACUGAAGCAGGUUUUAAGCAAAGAAUUGAAGUCUGCUUUGGUGUUAGAUGAAAGGAUCUGCAUAAGCUGGGCUGCUGCCAGAGAAUGAUGCAUUCAUCUUCCUCCAGAUCGAUGCUACUUUUUGACUGUGACCAUCAUUGUAUCUCACCCCCAACUUGCUGCCACCAUCCUGAACACUCUCCACUUCCUCAACUUCUGUCCUCAAGUGCUUCAGAGAAUGAAUGAGAUAGAAAGUUAAGCCACAUGCAGUGAAAUAUCAGAUCCUUCACUUCAGGAGCACUCCUCUUUGGCAGUACAAGCAGAGCUGAUGCAGCCCUAAGGGAAAUACUUUAUUGGGAUAUAGAAUACCACCCCUGCUUGCAUUAAUUAUUUUCCCUGGUGCCAAAAUUCCCCAGUAUCUAAAGGCUUUUAUCUGCCUACCUGUAGUAUACAGCUGAAGCAAGCACUAUGCUUGAGCUACUUGUGCCUGAGGGCCACUGAACCUGUUAACAUCUUGAGAAAGCUACACUCAUUCCAGGCAGAUUUUGGUAUUUUAAGUUAUAAUAAAUAGUGAUUGCAUAGGUAAUCACUGCUUACAGGAAUAACAAUGUAAUUUACAUGCCAGAUUUUUUAUACAUAUAAUGUAAAUAAAAGCUUAUUAAAUACA